Penicillium macrosclerotiorum is the source of this 1506-nucleotide messenger RNA. RefSeq names its product URC4/urg3 family protein. The coding region runs from base 1 to 1506 and encodes 501 amino acids. The transcript has 4 exons. The record is from RefSeq and is a predicted model, not a curated record. Lineage: Eukaryota; Fungi; Ascomycota; Eurotiomycetes; Eurotiales; Aspergillaceae.
AUGGGCAUCUUCAAGCGCAACUCGAAAAUCUCCGUCCAGAGUGACAGGGACGAGCAGGAGUCAUUUGUCUCUGUCAACAGUGCCCGCACUUCCAACACGUCGCUCCGAUCUCCCGGCUACAAGGGCAGUGGCUUGCCGGCGUCCAUCCCCGAGAUGCCCAUCGCUCGACCCCCCGACCCGGCACUGGACCCCGCCGCGUAUCUCCGAAGCAUUCACGCCGUGCGCGAGCGCGCUACCAUCGUCCUCAAUCAGGCCAAGCGUAACCAACUCCGCCAUUUUGACGUCGAUAUGUCGAAAUUUCAGGCCACGGCUUCGUAUGUCGUUUCAAUCAUUAAGCGAGAUCAUGCUCCAGAUUAUGAAAAUAUCCCCCCACAUGGCCGCUGGCAACAUUUCGAUGUGGGCGGCAGGCCGCGCAUCAAUCAGCUCCUGCAGUCCUGGCCCAGCACCAUUGAUCAACAAGAGCGCACGCGGCGCUUGAUCGACCUCUUCGUGGUAUCUGUCCUGCUCGAUGCAGGUGCGGGCACCAAGUGGUCGUAUAAAUCCAAGGAGUCCGGCAAGGUGUACUCGCGCAGCGAGGGUCUGGCCGUUGCCAGUCUCGAAAUGUUCAAGUCCGGAUUGUUCAGCAGUGAUCCCACCGAGCCAUGCCAGGUCGAUGGGGCCGGCCUGAAGAAAGUCACGAUCGAGAAGCUGGCCAAAGGGAUGCAACAUUCGGAACAAAAUCCACUCGCCGGCAUUGAGGGACGUGCGGGGUUGUUGGUGCGUUUGUCGGAAGCGCUAAACCAUCAGGACUUUUUCGGAGUCGAUGCUCGACCGGGUAACAUGCUAGACUAUCUUCUCUCCCACCCGUCAACACUCGCCUCAUCCGUCCCCAUCGUCCCAAUUACCACCCUCUGGACGGUUCUUAUGGAUGGUUUCUCAUCCAUUUGGCCUCCGUCGCGGACGCAGAUCGACGGUAUCUCUAUCGGCGACGCCUGGGAAUGCUCUGACUUGCCUCGAUCCCCGCCUGCGCAGCCUUGGGAAAGCAUCAUUCCUUUCCAUAAACUGACCCAGUGGCUUUGCUACUCAAUCAUGGUGCCCAUGUCCAAGUUAAUGCAGAUCCACUUUGCGGGCAGUGACCUGUUGACGGGGCUUCCGGAAUAUCGUAAUGGUGGUCUGUUGAUCGACAUGGGCUUGCUGAGCCUAAAACCGGACGAUACGGAACGCGGGCUCCAGGCUUUCAGGGAGAAUGCGCAGAUCAAGGGACAGCCUAAUAUGGAGGUGGUCCCCUUGUUCUCUACAGAUGACGACGUCAUUGUGGAAUGGCGCGCUGCCACGGUGGGCUUCUUGGACGACUUGCUUGACGAGGUGAACUCCCAGCUGGGACUGACCGACUCGGAAGAGCAAUUGACCUUGGCACAGAUGCUCGAAGCGGGAACAUGGAAGGGUGGUCGCGAAAUCGCCGAAGUGUCAAGGCCCAACACCAAAGAGCCACCCAUCAUGAUCCGUUCGGACGGGACGGUCUUCUAA